This is a messenger RNA of Colletotrichum acutatum, 1265 nucleotides long. Its product is annotated as 3-oxoacyl-reductase. The transcript is spliced from 4 exons. Gene Ontology annotation, molecular function: oxidoreductase activity. Bases 218 to 1078 code for a protein of 286 amino acids. The record is from RefSeq and is a predicted model, not a curated record. NCBI's taxonomy places the organism in Eukaryota, Fungi, Ascomycota, Sordariomycetes, Glomerellales, Glomerellaceae.
AAUACGUAGCCCCAUAAAUGAAUUUUGGAGCUCUAGUAUUAUGAGCCGUUGAGUGGUUCUCUCGCGACUUCGUCGUCCGCUGGAAUAGCGAAGAGGGUUGUCGGAUUUGUAAGUGCCAGAUAGUCAACUGCUCUGUUUACAGGUCUUUCUUCCGAAAAGUAUUCAUCAGAAAUCACAGCACCAUAACUCCAACUGACAAAACAUUGGAGUUGCCAAGAUGAGCACCACAGCGCCCCAAACUAGCAAGGAGAUGAUUCUUCUCCCUCAAGACCUUCGAGGUCAAAAUGCCCUGGUAACAGGUGCUUCUCGCGGUAUUGGCCGCGCCAUAGCAAUCCACCUUGCCAGUCGCGGAGCAAACAUUCUUGGUACCUGUGCAUCGACUGAAUCACUUAAUCUAAUCGAAUCUCUCGAAGAGGCGGUUCAACAGGGCUACCAAUCGAGCCAGUUCGACGCUCCAAAGAUCACGGGAUUAGUUGCAAACCUUCUUUCGCCAGACCUGGCUGAAACGAUUGCCAACAAAGUACAGAACGAGUUCGACGGCAAACUUAACAUUAUUGUCAACAAUGCAACCCACUUUGAGGCACGGUCCGUCCGUGAGCUUGAUGCUGAAUUCAUCCAGAGGGUCUUGUUGGGCAAUGUGCAGUCUUUGGUUCUGACAAUGGACGUGCUUCUAAGACGAGACUACAUCCAGCCGGAAUCUCGAGUUGUCAAUAUCUCAAGCGAUUGGGCCCGUACUGCAGCAGCAUCUUAUGCCAUGUUGUACGCAUCGACCAAAUCAGCAAUGGAAUCCCUGACCCGAUCUUGGGCAGAUAUUCUGAGCCAGGACACAAAGACGCUGGGAACUACAGUGAACUCCCUCUCAGUGGGUGGUACGGCGACGGAUGCGCUCACUGGGAGUGCAUCGCCGGAUAUGCGCGAAGCCGCAUUGAGGGUUCUGAGCGAGGGGAAAUCAAUUCACAAUGGAGUCGGACUUCCAGAUGAUGUUGCCAAAGUUGUGGGUCUGGUUGUGAGCGAGGCGGCGCGCUGGAUCAAUGGAAGUGUCAUUGCUGCUAAUGGUGGCUCAGUCAAGAUUUUGUAAAGACUGAAGGCCAUUAAGCUGUUUAUUAAAUGGAUGGGCAGCAUUACAAAGAAGCUAUACUUGUAGGCAAAUAUAGACGCUUAGAAAAUUGGUCCGACACUUUCCCUCUAAUAUGAAUUGACACGAAGCUUGGCAUCGAUAUCAGCACUGGCAGGAAUGUCGAGUACCUUGAGCUGAAUAUCAAAAA